AUGGGUAGGAGGAAGCAAGGCGCCCCUCAGCGGGCAUCAGCAGAGAAGCGGAGAUGUUUGGAGUGGAACAUGCUUGAAGGUGUAAAUCCAGAAGGAUCCCUGGUUGUGUUGGAUGAUAAUGACCCUUCCAUUCUGAAUGAAGCACAUCAGGUUCAAGGUUCACCCAAGAGGAAUGUGAUUGAGGCAGACAGCACACAACAGUCACAGUUUUCAACACAGCAAAUGCAAGACAUGUUUGAAGACAACCUGAAAUAUUGUUCCUACUCUGUCAGGGUGAUGUCAUCUUCACCAUUUCAGGAGAAUGAGUGGCACACAAUGUUAGGUGUUUUCAGUAUUAAGUUGUUACCUUGCUUGACAAGAGAUCGGGAGGUGGAGGACUGUUUGCAGAGUGAUACAGAGAUCUGGCUUUAUGUCAGUGAAGUGGAAAGCAAAAGUAUGCUGUAUUUUGAAAAGAAAGAGAAUGAUGACAUGUCCAAGUCCAGGUUGUUGAAAUUUUGGUGUGUGGAAAUAGAUAUUCCCACUGAGGUACUUGCAGUUUUUGACAAUUACAAUACAAAGAUGGCUGUUGUGAUAAUUAGUCACUAUGAUCACACAACAUUAAGAUUUGAUCUGACCAUUCAUGCUAGAGAGGCCUUGCUAUAUAAACCUAAAUUCCCAAGUGAGCAUGUCAGAAUGAAGAAACAAAACAUUCUUCUGAGGAUUAUCAUGUCCCACUUCUAUGGACUAACUCCACGUGUUUUUGACCAAGAAAUCAGCUCAAAGAAGCAUGAUAUUGAGGCCCUGUACACUGCUAUCAAGGCAACACAUGACAAGGAGGAGAUAACUGCUGGUAUUGAGGUGCAGCAUCCAAGCCUCAUACCCCACUUGAGGCCUUAUCAGAGAAAAGGCGUGUCCUGGAUGCUGUCUAGAGAGGGGCUCAAGGUUGAAAAAAAUCAACCCACAGACAGUCUACUUGCUAAUACAGAGGUGCCCAUCCACAUGUUGUAUGAGGAAGUCAAGACACUAGGUGGCAACACUUUAUACUACAACAAGUACUUGGGAAGUUUGACUAUGGAGCGUCAGGAGAGAUUGGUGAUUCCUCCAGGUGGAAUCCUUGCAGAUGAGAUGGGACUUGGCAAGACAGUGGAGGUACUUGCCUGUAUUUUGUUGCAUAGAAGUCCUGUUAUUGAGCAGCCUCCCAGACUCCCAACACUGAAGGAGAUGAACAUCGACAUGGAUGGAAGUCAGAGGCAUGUUCAUGUCAAACAUGUUCAUGUCAAAGUUAACAAUAGUGAUAAAUCACUUAAAAUAGUUCCAGAAGUAGAAGUUGUAAAUGGAGUUGACUCACUAAAAGAAAGUGAAUGUGUUGUAAACGACAUAAUUACAACACCAGAAAAUGAAGAAUCUGAAGAUAUUGGUAGUCAGGGCAAGGUAAAAGUUGAAGGAAACAAGACUCUAACCACUGAAGUAGUGAACUCAGCAUGUGAUGGACAUGUUGUCGAAUCCAAUGCUGAAGACUGUGUCAAGUCAGAUCCAUGUGAUAAUGUUGGAAAGGUUGAGGACGAAGGUCAGUCCAGAGGUGAAAGUCACGGCCCAACAGACAAAGCUGAUAGCUGUGAUAACACACCAAACAAUACACACAGGAAAAUUUCUACUGUCUGUGGAAAUGGAGAGGAUGCUUCCACAAACUUGAUCAAGAAUGUAGAUAUCAAAGAAAAAGACCUGGGUUUGAGCUUAAGUAGUUCAGAAGCUAGAAGUUAUAAGGAAUCUAUCACUCAGGAUACGGGUCUUCUUCAAAAUGUGGCCGAUGUAGAUGAGACUAGAUCCUUGGUUAAUGAAGGAAUCUGUGAUAUUUCAGGUGGCAGUGUUGAUAACAUAGAGACGAGAAGAGAUGUAGGUCAGGCAAUGGAUGGUCCUGUAGCUUCAACUUGCAGUGAGUUAGUUAAAACUGCAGAUAGUCCUCAGUUGGAAGCUGGUAGCCGGUCAACAAGAAAAACGGUGAAAAAGCGUAGACGUAAGAAAUGGACAUUGAAGAAAAAGUCUCGUCGUUUAUCACACUGUAGCCAUGUAGAUGUGGAGGAUAGUGAUAUUGAGGAUGGAGCUGAUGGAGUUGUGACAGGGAAUAUUGAGACAGUCGCUCUUUGUAACAAAGAGGAACCUGAAAAACAGAAAACUGAAAAAUGUAAAAAACAGAAAGGAAAAUCAAAGAAGAUUAAGCCUGUGCCAUCAGUUGAAGUGAAACUUGAUGACAUGACAAACAGAAGUGAAGGCAAGAAAAUGAGUAAGCCCAAGAAAGGGUCCAUACCAUCUCGUUUUGUCGAGGUGGUGGAGGAAUCUUCCUUCAAGCCUAAAUACCAGUUCUUUGGCUCCACUCCAAUAAGGCGGAAGCACUUCUUUGAAUGUAUCUGUGGAGCAACAACUGCAACAUCAGGUAAAAAGCGACACUCUGUCCAGUGUGUGGAUUGUGGACUACAGCAGCAUGCAGAAUGUGUCCACUACAACCUUGACGAUCCUUUCAGGGGCAACUUCCGCUGUCCUCAUUGUCAUGUCUCGUCUUCACCCAUCAAGUCUGGUGCCACACUUAUUAUCUCCCCUUCGUCCAUCUGUCACCAGUGGGUAGAUGAAAUUCUGAAGCACAUCCGCAGCCAGUCACUCAAAGUGUUUGUGUACACUGGGGUGAAUAAGCUUGGAUUUAUACAGCCCCGGACUCUUGCCCAGCAGGACAUUGUCAUCACUACCUAUGAAACUCUGCGAAAGGAGAUUGACUAUGUAGACCUUCCUCAUUCAAACAGUGAUACAACAAGAGCAUUCCGUAACCCAAAGCGCUUCAUGGCCAUACCAAGUCCCUUGACAGCAGUGGAAUGGUGGAGAGUUUGUUUGGAUGAGGCUCAGAUGGUAGAAGUUACAACAAGUAAGACUGCUGAGAUGGCGCUACGUUUGAGUGCAGUUAACAGGUGGUGUGUUACUGGUACCCCCAUACAGAAAAGUGUCUCAGAUGUGUAUGGGCUGCUGUUGUUCCUUGGAUUGGAUCCUUAUUGGGUGAAGCAUUGGUGGACGACCCUGUUGUAUAACCCUUUCUGUCAGGGUGACCCUCAACCUCUUCACAACGUCCUCUCCAGUGUUCUCUGGCGUAAUGCCAAAAAAGAUGUGAUUGAUCAGAUCAAUAUUCCUGAUCAAUCAGAACAUGUUCAUUGGUUGACUUUUUCACCAGUGGAGGACCAUUUCUACAGGCGUCAGUAUAAAGACUGUGCCUCAGCGGCUAGACGGAGUUACAGCAAAUGGACAGAUCUGAGCACAAAGUUGAGCAGUUUAGAUAGACAUACAGUUAGUCAGCUACUGUCACCAUUGCUAAAGCUUCGUCAAGCCUGCUGCCAUCCCCAGGCUGUCCGUGGUGAAUUUAUCCCUUUGCAAAAAAAUACCAUGACGAUGGAUGAAUUAUUGGAAUCCUUAAUCAAGAAGGCACAGACAGAAUGUGAAGAAUCUCACCGUCAACUAGUCGCAGCUAUCAAUGGAACAGCUGGUCUCCACAUUAUAAAAGAAGAGUAUUCUGAGGCAGUAGACAUGUACCGUGAGGUGUUAUGGUCAGUGGAGGAACACAAAGAUUACCUUAGGACAGACAAAUUACAGCUGUUACAUACUCUCUACAACCUCCAUGAGAUCCUGUCCCUUAAACCAGAGGGUGUAGCCCCUACACUCAGGGACGGCCUUCUAAAACAACAGGCAGAUGAAAUGAGAAAAAAUUACAUGUUAAAGGCUGAAGCUAAAGUAACAUCAAGCCAAAGUUCACUGACCCCUACACAGCAGAACAUGGCUCAGUUCCGAGCUGAGCUUUCUGAUGGACUGGAGUGGUGGCUAGAGGUAAUCAAAUUUGCAGAGGAAAGACAGACAGAUGAAAUCCUUGUGGAAAUGGUGAAGAGUGAACUGAUGAGAGACUAUGUUGACAACCAUAUCAAUCCACAUGUAUCCAUGGCCCGCCUUUUCCAUGGUUCCCGAGGGCUAGAGCUAACCAUACAUGGCAAACUGGUGGCCUUGGAAUCUGCACAUGAGAAAUUGCUACAAGGGAUUGGGAAGUUGUGUGAACCAGUGACACAGGACAUAUUGAACCAGUCUGUAGAGUGCUGCCUUAGACCAGUGGGACAGGUUCCUAAAACCUGUGAGCUCUGCCUUGUUGACAAGCUUUUUGAGGAAUAUGAAUCCAAGUUAUUUUCCUUCACACAGAAACCUGUGGCUACAGUAGAGGGGGAUCACACCAAUACCACACGGCGACAGGGAACCUGGGCCGACAGUGAACUAGAAAAAUCACUCAAGGUCAUCUUGAGCUUUGCUAAGCUCUACAGAGUUGGCCACUACCUGAUAGAGUUUGGAACCACCCAUAUCAAACUCAUGGAUUCUUUAAAGAAGGAGUUCAAGAAUCUGAGGUCAGUCUGGAUGUCCAAGCAUGAGCAGUUCCAGGCUCUGGAUGAACUGGACAUGGCCACCACCAGAUUGAGGCUGCGACUUCCUGACGAAGAUGUUCCCACUGCCACACAGCUCCAUGUCUUAGAACCUGCAGAGCUUGAACAGCAGAAGAUAAAACUACGCACAGAAAAAAUUGUUGCGAAGAAUGAGCUGCGCAAGAAAAUUGGUCAGCUGUUCUACCUGAAGAACUUGUCAAAAAAUCAGGUUGACAAUGAGGGUGGAGUAAACCCUGAGCCUUGUCCCAUCUGUCAACGUGAACUCGGUGUAGAGUGGAGUGUGGUCCAGUGUGGUCAUUGCUACUGUAUAGAGUGUAUCCGUGUCAUGGUCAUCCAGUACAGCUUCGGUACCAACAACCGCCGCCUCAAAUGUGCUGUAUGUCGGCAGCUCAACUUCAUCAGUGACAUCUCAUAUGUCAGCACCAAGGUUACACCUGUUAAUGACGGCUUAGAAGGUGUCAGAGUUAAGGGAAGUUACUCCAUCAAGAUAGAGGCUGUUGUGCGAUGUAUGCUGGGUAUACAAAAGAAUGACCCUGCAGCCAAGGUCCUGGUGUUCUCCAGUUGGAAGAGCGUUCUUGGAAUCAUAGCUGAGGCAUUGGACGAGAACAAUAUCACACACCGCACUCUAUACACAGGGAAAUUCCAGAACCAGCUGACAUCAUUCCGGGAAGAAAAAGAUGUGAUGGCCCUUCUUCUCCCUAUUCAGUCGGGUUCCAAUGGACUUAACCUUAUAGAGGCCACCUAUGUCCUCCUGGUUGAACCAAUCCUUAACCCUGCACAGGAACUACAGGCCAUCGGGCGAGUCCAUCGCAUAGGUCAGACAAGAAAAACUGAAGUCCAUCGAUUUUUAAUCCGUGGAACUAUUGAGGAAAAGAUAUACUCAAUGAUCAAAACAAUUGAAGAUGUGCCGUCAAGUCAUAAUACCGAGGAGAAUAUUCUGACCGUUGGACAUUUAACAUCACUCUUACAUGAGGAUGAGGUGGACAGAGGACAAGGUCACUUGACUGACAAUGGAGAAAGCCAGGAAUUGCCAGAAGAAGAUGAGAUUGGAACAGUUGAAGUUGCAAGUCAGUCUGUGGAAGACACAGGUACGACAAAUGUUCAAGGGAACAGAGAACAGAUUCAGAUUGAUGACAUAACAGUGGAAGCAACUUCUCAUGAGGAGGAAAUAGAUGAUGAUACAUCAGAAGUGUGUGUGAUUGAAGACUCGCCAUCAGAGCAGGAAUGUGUGCUGAGCUCAGAGGAGGAAUUCACCAAAUCAGAAGUCAUGUACUAUGAACCAUAUAGUCAGCAAAACAGUAGUGAAGAUCGACCAACCAAUGAACCUGUUAUAAUUGAUGAGGACAGUUGUGAACCAAUCAACAUAACUAUAACAAACCCUGGAGAUGUUCCUAGCUGUGAUGUGAUAGACGUGGAUACUGAUGCUGUUGAAGAGACCAUGGUAGUGGACGAUGACUGGAAAUCCCAAAUUGUAGACCUGACUUCCAUUGAAGAAUCGUCUGUAUCAUUUACUGAUCCAAAAACUAUCCCACAAGAUAAUCAACAAGGACAGAAAAUCCUGCGAGUAGAUACACAGGCUGUAGUGGAUCUAACAUCAGAUGAUGAGGAUAUAGGAUCACUGGGAGACUUACAAGUGGGGGAAGUUCUGUGUGCAGGUAUUGGUGGAGACUCCUUAGUAAAUCCACCAUAUGGUUCUUGUGAAACCUCUGGUAAUGAUUCACAGGCAAAUCUAGAUAAAAAGCCUUACCCUGGGUCAAAGGCAGUGCUAAGUGACAAAUCUCAAGCUUGUUCUCAGACAAAUCCAGAUGAUGCAAAUCUUAAUUUGAAGACAGAACCAAGUGAUGAGCCACAGCUUGGUUCUGAGACACAACCAGAUAAAGAUCCAAUUCUUAAUUCAGAGGUGAGUCCAUGUGACAAGUCACCAGAUGAUUUUCAGACAAAUAAUGAUCCACAUCCUAAUUCAGAGGCAGGACUUUGCAAUAAUUCACAAUCUGGUUUUCAGAAAAAUCCAGAUAAAGGUCCACAUCUUAAUUCAAAGGCAAGUCCUCAUGAUGAGUUGCAAGAUGGUUUUCGGACAGAUCCAGAUGAUUCACCUUCGAAUGCAGAGGCAGGCCCUAGUGACAAGUUUCAACCUGGUUCUCAGACAAGUCUCACUGGAGAUUCAAUGACUGGAAUAUUGACAGAUCCCUGUGAAACCUACAAACUGGAACACUGACAGGUCCUAAUGAAGAUCUGCACAAUCAUUCACAAGCAAAAUUCCAAAUGAGGACUCAUAAGCUGGUUAAAAGAAAGAUCAGAGUGAAGAUUUAUCAGCUCAGGUUUACACUGGUUCAUUUGAUUUGAUUGUUGUUGACAGAUGGAACACGGUGAAACACAGAAAAUUAUACUGAAGAUGCAUGGAUACUGCAAGAAAUCUAAAGCACAUAUGAAGCUAGGGAAACAGCUACAUUUAAACAGGUACAUAAUGUUACUAGGAAGUAAUCUGAAACACUGACAAUAAUCAUGGAGACUUUUGGACCACCUGUCACAUGGAUUCUGUUACCAUGAAACAGUCUGAUUAAUAUUAAAAUUAAUACUUUUACAUGAAGACAGUCUGAGACACACAGGUACUGUAACCAUGUAAACAGAUAAUCUUGAGUACAGACAAUGUCAGUAGUCAUUUAGAUAUUAUAGCACUGCUGUCUUAGACUGUUCAUGGUACUUUUCAAAAUGACUUAUGACAGAUGACCAAUUUUUGUCUGGAAAUUGAUAGAAUGUGUUAAAAGUUAAGUAAUGUUAUAUGGUUGUUAUGUUUUGGUCUUUGUUAAUGAUUUAUGGCAUUGUUUGAUUAUGUUAUAUGAUAUGAGUGCAUUUCUCCAGUGCUGAAUUUUUAGCCCACCAUCAUUAGACAGUAGGCUGUUUAAAUCACACAUUGUCCUAGGUCCAUCCACAAGCAAUUCUUGUUGUCGCCUUUUCUUGAGAAGUACUGGAGGUAUAUUUUCAAACUUAAUAUGUAGAUUUGACUGUUGGAAAAAAAAUGUUGUCCCAUGUUACGCCCAUUUAUUUUGUGCACUUUCAAGAAAACAUACCAGUAAUGAGCGACUGUUGACCACAUUGGAUUUUUAUUUUUUUAAGUUUGUUAUGGCUAUUUCUUUAGAAGUAAAGCAAGGAUAUUUCUCAAAUUUAAAGUCAAGGUCCCUCAUUGUGCUCAUUCAGGUCCGAGUCCGAUUAGUGAAACAUAAUGGCUGAUAGGUGGCCAUCUUGAAUUUUGACUUGAAGAUUUUUUUUGCUUUUUCUUCUGUAAUACUGGAAAGAUUUUUCUCAAAUUUGAUCUGUUUGUUCCUCUUGGUCCCAAGUUGUGUCCAUUCAAUUUGUUCUCAACUUAAGAAACCAUAAUGACUGACUGGAGACCAGUUUGGAUUUUGACACUCAAAAUUUGUUAUUGCUAUUUCUCUUUAAAUCCUAGUUCAAUCUUUCAUAGAUUUCAUAGAUGUAGGAUUCCCUUGUUAUCAAAUGAUUAAAAGGAAAAGGAGAAAACAGGGAAAAGUUGAGAAAAGACCAGUCUUACUAAAAACCACUUAUGAUCAUUCAAUUGGUGGGUGCCAAGAUUCAUCUAGGAUUUUUUUUUCUGUUUUUGUAAUAGUAUGUUAGAACUGCAAACAUUUCAAUGCCUCUAGUUGUUGUAUAUAUAUGUAUACAUAUAUAUAUAUACACCCAUAUGUCACUAUUAUCAUAUAUUAUGAUAUUCAGAAUCCCCUUGAUCACAGACCCAUAUGUUCAUAUAGGGCUCUGACUGUACCUUCAUGUUAAAGCAUUUGUACUUGAUAUAUCUGCCAGUUUCUCUCUUGAUAUAUUGUGUAGCAAACCAUUGAAUUCCUUUGUUUCAGUGAAUGAAAUUUUUAGAGCAUCAGUACAAUCAAUACCAUGUUCAUAAAUCUGUGAUUUAUUUAAGAAAGUUGAAGGAAUUUUGGUAUUUAUAGCAAUAUUAGAUUUACUCUGUGAUCAACGAAAUUAUCUGUGAUAAUACAACUUUUGUGUAAUUUACAUUGAAAUCUUUUACAAAACGUGUAUAAAUGUCCUUCUUAAGAGUGAUGAUGGUUUUUGUAGUAUUUUGUAACCAUAGAUAUAAUUCAUUUAUUAUUAUCAUUAUUCUAUUUUUUGAAUGUCACUCAAGUCAAUCAGGUAAUUAAACAGUUGUGAUUGUCUUUUUUCUCUCAUUGUGUUCUGCUUGUUGAAAUGUCCUAUUUUGGUCUUCUCAAAACUAACUGAUGGCACUGUGUUGUGAUCAUCAGCUUAUGUUGAGGGUCAGAAAUAAUAUUUAAGGACAUGGUAAUGAUUACAGAAUAUCUGUUAGGGAUCAAAAGGUUAAUCUCUUUAACUUCUUAAUCCUUCUACACAGUUGGUGGGAUUAUAGUAAGUUUCAGCAUCCCUGAACCAAGGGGACUCCACAUUUUUUAAUUGGUCUGUUUUAUUGGUCACCCAGUACAGUAAAUAUGGAUUAUUUAUAUUUGAACUGAAAAAAAAAGAAAUCAUAUUUUGGAUAUAGAGGCUGGGUUCAAGAAGGACCAUUAUAAAAUUGUUUAAUUCAAUGAUUUGUCCAAUCUAAGCUUAUACUUGUUUUUACUCCAAUGUACUACUCUAUACUGAAUUUAAAGGAAGGAUCAAUUAGCUAUAUAAGCCAAUUGUUGUUAAGGAAUUCCUGUAGUGCUCAGUUUUUGAAUUUGAUUGGAUGGCAUUGAUUAAUCAUAGACAUUCAUAUGAAAUUUUUUUAUCAGAAUUAGAAUUAUAAAUAAGAUAGAGUUUCAGUGCAUUAGUGGAGAAGGGCUCAAUUUGGUUCGUCUUUUUAGGACUUACACAUAGGAGCCAAAUCAUUUCAAAACUAAUCUCAAUCUUUAUGGAAACUUACCAUUUCACUAAAAAUUAUCUUUGGUCUGCUUUCUGAUAAUGCUAAACCCUUAUCUGUACACAUAUAACUAUUUUUGUUUAAUCUCUUUUGAGACAUUUUGGGAGCAAUUUCAUAAUGGUAAAAUUUCCUUACCAGACACACAAUCUAUACCUGUUAUUGUGUUAUGUUGACAAGAAUGUCAAUGAACUAAAGUUGUUGUUGUAGUCCUAGUUGUUAUAAUAAAAUAUACAUUCUUUCGUAUAAA
This is a messenger RNA of Ylistrum balloti, 9562 nucleotides long. RefSeq names its product E3 ubiquitin-protein ligase SHPRH-like. Gene Ontology annotation, cellular component: nucleus. Bases 1 to 6648 code for a protein of 2215 amino acids. Gene Ontology annotation, molecular function: ATP-dependent chromatin remodeler activity; ubiquitin protein ligase activity; ATP binding. The transcript is spliced from 32 exons. Gene Ontology annotation, biological process: protein polyubiquitination; DNA damage response. Lineage: Eukaryota; Metazoa; Mollusca; Bivalvia; Pectinida; Pectinidae. The record is from RefSeq and is a predicted model, not a curated record.